Messenger RNA from Punctularia strigosozonata HHB-11173 SS5, 648 nucleotides. RefSeq lists its product as uncharacterized. The annotation marks the transcript as partial. The record is from RefSeq and is a predicted model, not a curated record. The transcript has 4 exons. NCBI's taxonomy places the organism in Eukaryota, Fungi, Basidiomycota, Agaricomycetes, Corticiales, Punctulariaceae.
GCAUCGCAGAUGCAAAAAGGACAAAAUAACGCGCGAAAUCAGGACACUAAUACCCUCAAGUCACGCAUUGUUCUGUGGCUCAACAAGACCAUCACCGAAUCCAACCUGAACUUGCCGCCACUCGAUGGGGAUAACAAGAUCGGCUGCGGGUACGUCCACGAGCUCACUGGUAAGCUUAUACGACCUGCGUUGCUAGACUGGAGCGACACAUUGUACACAGUCAUCGCUGACGACGGGACAUCCACCACACGGCCUGUUCCUAUCAACGGGUUGCACUUCCCCAUGUUUCUGUGGAAGGGAUCAUACAACCCUGAUGUGCCAUGGGUUGGCUUCUGUCAAGGCUCCCUUCUUGUUAAGGCGUAUCACUGCAUUUUCAUCUCACCAUCAGCUGCCAACAGCAAGAAGGGAGAUCAGGCUCGAAGUACGCACUCCGGCAUCGCAGCAAUUUGUGGAGUCACUCAAGUCAAUCCAGCAUCCAUCGCAUACAUUGCUACCCAGGUAAAAUUCGCGCUGAGCUCGGAGCCCACUUUCAACAAAUACGAGAAGGCCUGCGAUAGCCAUCGAUUCUUCAACGCUCUCCUGGAUUGGUUCGAGCAUCCUGAUUUCAAGAUGUUCUCAAAGGAUCUCCUUCAGUGGUGGAAUUGGUGA